CUGCAGAUCCCGUGAAAGCCGCUGAAGGUAUCUGACCUCAGUUUCUGCAUCUGCACAAUGGAAAUCCUAAUGCUCACCAGGGGAUGGUGGUGAGCUACGUCGGAGCUAACUUCUAAGGAGUCUGUGAUCUGCAAAAAAUCUUCCAGGCAGAGUCACAGUGGCAGCUUUGAGAGUUGGACUGCCAGGUCCCUGAAGUGAUCUCUAGGCUCCAGCCCCCGCCCGCCACCAUUCCGUGCUGCAGGGACACCAUGGCUCCAGAGGAGGACACUGGAGGGGAGGCCCUAGAGGGCAGUUUCUGGGAGGCUGGCAACUACAGGCGGACAGUGCAGCGGGUGGAAGACGGGCAUCGGCUGUGCGGGGACCUGGUCAGCUGCUUCCAGGAGCGUGCCCGCAUCGAGAAGGCCUACGCCCAGCAGUUGGCUGACUGGGCCCGAAAGUGGAGGGGUACCGUGGAGAAGGGCCCCCAGUAUGGCACGCUGGAGAAGGCCUGGCACGCCUUCUUCACGGCGGCUGAGCGGCUGAGCGCGCUGCACCUGGAGGUUCGGGAGAAGCUUCACGGGCAGGACAGUGAGCGGGUGCGUGCCUGGCAGCGGGGGGCCUUUCACCGGCCAGUGCUGGGUGGCUUCCGAGAGAGCAAGGCGGCAGAGGACAGCUUCCGCAAGGCCCAGAAGCCCUGGCUGAAGAGGCUGAAGGAGGUUGAGGCCUCCAAGAAGAGUUACCACGGAGCCCGGAAGGAGGAGAAGACAGCGCAGACUCGGGAGAGCCACGCGAAGGCAGACAGCACGGUCUCCCAGGACCAGCUGCGCAAGCUGCAGGUGCGGGUGGACCGCUGCACCAAGGAGGCCGAGAAGACAAAAGCCCAGUAUGAGCAGACGCUGGCAGAGCUGCAUCGCUACACCCCACGCUACAUGGAAGACAUGGAACAGGCCUUCGAGACCUGCCAGGCUGCUGAGCGCCAGCGGCUUCUCUUCUUCAAGGAUAUGCUGCUCACCUUACACCAGCACCUCGACCUCUCCAGCAGUGAGAGGUUCCAUGAGCUCCACAGAGACCUGCAUCAGGGUAUCGAAGCAGCCAGUGACGAACAGGAUCUGCGCUGGUGGCGCAGCACCCACGGGCCGGGCAUGGCCACGCACUGGCCACAGUUUGAGGAGUGGUCCUUGGACACACAGCGGACAAUAAACCGGAAGGAGAAGGGUGGCCGGAGCCCUGAUGAGGUUACUCUGACCAGCAUCGGGCCCACAAGAGAUGGUGCUGUGCCCCCACCUCAGUCCCCCGUGUCCCCAGGCAGUGGGCAGGAUGAGGAGUGGUCAGACGAGGACACUCCCCGGAAGGCUGCCACUGGGGUGCGGGUGCGGGCGCUCUAUGACUACGCUGGCCAGGAAGCUGAUGAGCUGAGCUUCCGAGCAGGGGAGGAGCUGCUGAAGAUGAGCGAGGAGGACGAGCAGGGCUGGUGCCAGGGCCAGCUGCAGAGCGGCCGCAUUGGCCUGUACCCUGCCAAUUACGUGGAGUGUGUGGGGGCCUGACAGCCCUGGCAGCCCUUCUGCAAUGUUUCUCCACCCUGAGCCAGAGCCCAGCCUCUGGACAGCCGGACCCGAGGGCCCUGAACCAGUGCCCCUGCUGUCCCUCUGUCCCCAAGUCCUGGGAGUCAGGGAGGGGAGGGGCCGACUGAGUCUAGGCUGUGGGUAAUGGGAGGUCAGGAGGUCACAGAAGGGUUCAGGGUACCUCGGCCUACCCAGGAGUGUUUGGUCUCCCCAGGAGCCAUGGACCCAAUUCCUGGUCUCUGCGUUUUGGGGUUCCUGGGGUGGGCUUGAGGUGAGUGUCGUUCUGAGCUAGCAACACUCUUUUGUGGCUUGUUCUAGUGUGUAUUAAACUUGAAAAAAAUAAAAAAGCAUUUUCAGGC
Molecule: messenger RNA, 1900 nt
Organism: Myotis daubentonii (Daubenton's bat)
Lineage: Eukaryota; Metazoa; Chordata; Mammalia; Chiroptera; Vespertilionidae
Gene: PACSIN3
Product: protein kinase C and casein kinase substrate in neurons 3
Biological process (GO): regulation of endocytosis; plasma membrane tubulation; cytoskeleton organization
Cellular component (GO): endosome; cytoplasm; plasma membrane
Molecular function (GO): phospholipid binding; protein binding
Source: RefSeq, a predicted model, not a curated record